This is a messenger RNA of Podospora anserina S mat+, 1089 nucleotides long. RefSeq lists its product as uncharacterized. Lineage: Eukaryota; Fungi; Ascomycota; Sordariomycetes; Sordariales; Podosporaceae. The record is from RefSeq and is a predicted model, not a curated record. Bases 1 to 1089 code for a protein of 362 amino acids. Gene Ontology annotation, molecular function: methyltransferase activity. The transcript is spliced from 6 exons.
AUGACCGAGGAAAAGGCAGCAUCUCCAGCCCCCGAGGCGGCCACCAAGGCCCAAUCACCGCCACCUGCCGCUGCUUCGUCACCAACCCCAGAACCUGCCCAGCCAGAGCCUGCCCAUAUUCAAGCUGACGAUGAGGUGCCUGAUGACACUGAUGUGGACUCGUCGUGGGGAGAGGACGCCGUCUCCUCGACUGCUAGCAUCUCUAGUUCCAUCUUGGACUACAGAAAAGAGAACGGGCGCACUUACCACGCCUAUAGAGACGGAAAAUACCUGAUCCCCAAUGAUGAACAAGAAAACGAGCGUCUUGAUUUUCAACACCAUCUUUGGUAUCUGACUCUCGAUGGUCGGUUGGGAUUCGCUCCUCCCGCUCAUCCUGAAGCCAAAUUUGCUGGCCGGGUUCUCGAUGUUGGCACUGGUACAGGUAUCUGGGCUAUUGAUUUUGGUGAUGAGCAUCCAGAUGCCCAUGUUAUCGGCGUCGACCUCUCACCGAUUCAACCGAGCUUCACACCUCCCAAUGUCCACUUUCAAAUCGACGAUCUGGAGGACGAAUGGACCUUCUCACAGCCAUUUGACUACAUUCACGUUCGCGCCAUGUCCGGUUCAAUCAAGAACUGGUCUGCGUUUCUUGAAAGAUGCAUCGAAAACUUGAAGCCUGGCGGUUGGCUCGAAGUUCAAGAACCGGGCAGACCCAUUGCCGACGAUGACACAUUCCCCCCUGACUGUGCUCUCGCCAAAGCUACCGCUCUUUUUGCGGAAGGACUCGCAGCAGCAGGCUCGCCGCUUCUUGACGUCUUCACUCUCAAGGACUUGUUCAACGGAGCCGGCUUUGUCAGCUACGAUGAAAAGCGGGCUUAUUGGCCCAGCAACCCUUGGCCCAAAGACAAGAAGCUCAAGGAGAUCGCCAUGUGGUCCAACACAAACCUCUCCGCCGGCGUUGAGGGUUUCUUGAUGGCGGUGGCGACACGCUUCUUGGGCUGGAGUCUGCCAGAAGUCACUGUUCUUUCUGCUCAAGCAAGAGCUGAUCUCAACGACAGAAGAAUCCAUGCCUAUUGGCCAGUCAUCUCUGCAUUUGCGCAAAAGCCCGAGUGA